This is a messenger RNA of Amoebophrya sp. A120, 5171 nucleotides long. The record is from the annotation of a GenBank genome assembly. Lineage: Eukaryota; Dinophyceae; Syndiniales; Amoebophryaceae.
AGGAACGCUCCCCCAAGAGCAGCAAGGUAGUCCUAAACACUCUAAAAAAAGCGAAAAUGGGACGGUUGUGAAUACUUUUCGCAGCUGGUUUAUUGAUUAUCUACCGAAGUUGAAGUAGUGGUAAAGUUUUUGCGAAGAAGUUGAACGAAGUGCUUUAGUAGAAGAAGUCGUGCGUUGGUUUCGCAGAACAUUUACACUUCUUAACUCGAGGACACCAGGCGAAAAGUAGCAUUACCUUCUUGCGUUGUGGCAUAAUAUUGUUGGGUCGUUAUAAUUUCCACCGUGUAACAUAAAAAUAAAACUAAAACGUAAGCGGAGACUACGAUCACUACAGACGACAAAGACAAAAAGCGGAUUUUUACGUAAGGUAAAGCGUAGCAGCAUUGUACUAGUAAACGACUUCUUACAUUUGACAGCGAACCUUCAAAACGCGUACCUUCCUUCGCGCAACCAUCGAUGAAAAUGGCGCAACCGCUUCUGUAUCAAAUGCAAAUAUGUCUGGGUCUGGAAGAGUGUAAACUUGUCAUGCAGGUUUUCCAUGAUUCGUGAGAUCUGGAAUGCGGGACCUAGCAUGACAGAGUCUGCGAGGUCUCUGCCAUGCCUAUCCUGCAUGAGAAACUCCCUCCAAAAUUGGUCGAAAGUGGACAGCUUUUGGCACUCAUGCAACACAGAUUUCUACAUGAUUCAGAUUCAGCAUGACAAGUUGCAUUCUUCCAGCCCCAGACAUUUUUGCAAUCCAUAUUCUGCACCAGGUUCCGAUCCAGCUGCAGGCGGGGCAGCGCGACGCGGCCCCCUUAUCCUGAGUAAAAACGUCCCCACGCCAUAGUUGUCAUGCAGAUUGGCAACGACAAGCAAACUUGUGAUGCGCAUCCCCAUGAAAUGCAUUUUCAAUCGUGUUUUGAAAUUUGUGAUGCUGUAAACAGGAUGAGCAGCUGGGUUUGUAAUGCGGAUGACCUCGCUAACCUGAACUACACUACGAGCGGCAAUUUGUCAUGCGCUACAGCCACAACUUCUGGAUUUGUGUUGCGAGAUCCCCAUCUUGACUCUGGGGUGGGCACGCUUUUGCUCAGGAUAUCCCUUGGAGUACUGGAACUCGGAUUACUUCAGCGCUGGCGGGGAAAUAUCCGGUGCAAAGGCAUCGUACUGGUACAACUACCGAUUGCAGUUCUGCAAGACAAAUUAGCUUUUUCAUGCUAAAUCAGCAUGAGAAAUUCCAUUUGUCAUGCUGAGCCAAUUUGUAAUGCAAUUCAUACUAGUACGAUGCUUUUGCAAUUCAUAGGAAAAUGCCGGCACUGAUUUCGCCAACCUGAAUGACGCGAAUUGGCGGACGCAGACCAAGGAACAGCACAACGGGUUUUCGCAUCACCAGGCCAUGCAGAUGCUGGGAAAAGAAAACUACAUGAACAAUCUGUACUACAACAAUAAUAACAUGGUCGCGAUGAUGGGGAAGAGCUUGGUCCUAUCAACCGCAAAUAUGUCAUCUCGGUGGUGUGGAAAUUUGUGAUGCUGAGUCGUCAUGAUUGAGUGCGCCUUUAAGUAGUCCAGUGAAGCAUGACAAACCUUUGGAGCGCUUUCGCAUGCGUAGUGCGCAUCACAAACUGCGUCGACUGUGCAUGACGAAAGUUUGGCGCUUUUGCUGCUUUUAUGCAAUACACAUUUCGCAGGAGUGUAAGACUAGCAUUACAAGUUCCACCUUUCGUCCAGACCCAGAUCGAUAUUUGCAAUGCAUAAGUCCCUGCCGACGCCAAUUCUGGCGGCAACAUGCAGAAUUACUGGCCGGAUACGCCUUCCACGGCUAUCAAAAGUAAAAAUCCCUCCUCUCCAUAUGAAGCCGAAGUUUCUGAUGCUGGAUUUGCGUACACAAAUCAGAUUUGUCUUGCUGGAGAGGACUUCUAUAGGCCUAUACUAAGACUGAGUAGAUGUUUUGGGCUGGACGCUGAGCAUGGCAAAUGUCUAGUCUGUAGGGCCAACAGCAUUACAAACCGCCUGCAGAAGAUUGCGGCGGAGCCGGUGGAGUUGCGUUUUUGCAAGACAGAGACGAUUCGUGGUCACAAAUCUGCAUUGCAAAUUUUCUGAGACAUACCUUUUCGAUACGGGGAGGGGGGAUUUUCCCUUACGAUAACGGCGGCCCCGUCGUCCCCCAUCAGUCGAGGCAUCACGGUGGACAGUGCCGCCGGUGGUCCUUUUGGCAACAUGAAUGGAGGUGGUUUCUACGGUCCUAAUUUCGACGACAGUCCGAUGAUAUCAAAUGCAAAAAUGUCUGGGCCUGGAAGAAUGCAAGACUUGUAAUGUAGAUGUUUCAUAACCCAUGACGUCUGGCAUGUAGGACCUAGCAUGACAGAUUCUGUGAAACAGCUAUCAUACCUAUCCUGCAUGAGAAACUGCCGCUGAACUUGUUCAAAAGUGGACAUCUUUUGGUAAUCACGCAACACAAAUUUUUGGCACGAUCGAGAUUUAGCAUGCCAAGUUAUAUAUAACCUUCCAGACCCAGACAUAUUUGCAAUGCAUAAAUGAAUGGGACGAACAACGCCUUCCUGAACAAUCGAUCCAUUUCGUGGGACGACAAUGUGAAUACCUCGAUGUUUAGCGACAACCCCUUCAGUAUCAAAUGCAAAUACGUCUACAUCUAGAAAAAUGUAAACUUGUCAUGCAAUCUUCUCUCCAUGACCCACGAGGUCUGGAAUGCGGGACCUAGCAUGACAGACUCUGUGAGGUGGUCUCUGUCAUGCCUAGUAUCCUGCAUGAGAAGUGUCCUCCCAACUUCGUCGAAAGUGGACAGCUUAUUUUGGCACUCAUGCAACACAGAUCUUUGCACGAUCCGGAUAUAGCAUGACAAGUUGCAUCCUUCCAGAGGACCCAGACAGGUUUGCAAUGCAUAUUCAGCAACGGGCAGAUCAUGAUCCAAUUGGUCCCGAACAAGGACCAGCUGCGGCAGUCCAUGAUGAGCAAAGAGUCCAUAUCCUGUGCAAAAGUAUCGUACUCGUAUUGCAAUCAUGCAUUACAAAUCCUUUUGUUAAAGGUAAAUCAGCAUUACAAAUUUUAUUUCUCAUGCUGAGGAAAUUUGUAAUGCAUUUAUACGAGUACGAUACUUUUGCAGUUCAUAGUCCAUGGCGUCCAACAAAUCGGGCCGGUCGGACGGCACGAAGAUCUACGACGAGGAACACGACUUUGGUCUGUGCGACUUUUACGGGAAGAUGUUCCGGAUGUGCAAGGUAUGACAGUGCACAACUCCUCCUCCCCCUUAUUUGUCAUGCAAAACCCCAGUUCCAGUCGCUGCCCUGUGGCACUGUUUGCAUGACAAAUUUAUUCAAAAGCCCAAACAGUACCAUACAGUAGGUACAUAAAUUUGUCGUGCACAGGCUCCAGGGUCGCUGGCGUUUGUAAUGCUGUUGUAUGUACUUAUGCAAUACAAAUGCGGGGGAGGGGGAGUUGUGCGCUGGCAUACAAGGAACUCGGGUUUGACAACGAGAAUUGCCAGCAGCAGUUGGCUAUCAAAUACAAGUAUGGGUCUGGGAGAUUGAUUGCGAGAUUUGUCGUGCUAGUCUGGCAGGACUCUGAACUCUGUAUUGCGCCGUGGCCGCGAAGAGCUCCGCUCGCCUGUCAUGCAAAAACGCAGUUUCUCAUGCGGAGUACGCUACUCAGAAGCAGAACCACGGAAAAACUUGUCAUGCUUGGCAGCGCAUUACAGUGUAGUCACUAUUUUCCCCGUCCUUGCAUCACAAGUUUCCAGACCCAAACAUAUUCGCAAUGCAUAUUGGCCCACAAGACCGGCGGUGGCACUUUCUUCCACUACGCGGCGAAAAAGAAUAACAAGCCUCUCUUCGACUACCUAGUGCUCAACCUGGACGAAACGAUUAUCAAGCAGCAGGUGCACGUGAUCGACGAUUUCGGCAAGAAGGCCAUUGAUUUGGCGAACCCGAAGAAGAAAAACUCGCUCUUCGAAGAGUUCUCGGCCCUGAUGGUCAGUUUUCCGGCGGAAGACAUCGAUUUUUCGAAUCCGGCGAACGAACAGGUUUUCGCGAAGGAGUGGAAGUACCAGUUGCAGAAGAAUCCGGAGUUGCGCAAGAAGCUGGAAGCGGCUAAGAAGGCGCAGGCCCAGAGCAAGCUGGACGACGGCGCGAACAGCAAUGACCUCCUGGAUGAGAAAUCCUAUCAAAUGCAAAAAUGUCGGGGUCUGGAAGGUUGGAACUUGUGAUGCUAACUUCGGUCUCUAAAAGACUCUGUAUUGCAUGACCAGCAAAAGCAGGGGUCUAGUUUGUGCUACGCGGGGAGGGCGUUUGUCAUGCGGAGUAGGCAUCAGGAAGCCGUCUAAAAAUCUGUGAUGCUAGGGCGUGCAUUACAGACGUCCUGGGUCAUGCAAAACAUGCAUGACAAGUCUCAGAAUCUUCUAGACCCAGACACUUUUACAUUUGAUAAAUCCGGCAUGCCUUCUAACGUGGCCGGCCAGGAUAUGAAACUGCAUAACUCCCCCUCGUUCUCAUUUCUCAUGCAAAAUCCCAAAUCAAAUUGGUUUCUCGCGUCACUAUCAUGCAUCACAGAUUCCGGACAGCGCCCAAACAGUACUAUUUACACUAGGCACAUGAAUUUGUCAUGCGCAGGGGGCUCCACUCGUGCAAGUGUUUGUAUUGCUGUUCAUGCAAAAUCAAAAAUACAGAUGAGGGGGAGGGCGAGUUGUGCACUCUCAUACAGGAGAAAGUAAUCAAGGCGAGUGACAUCAUGUCUCCGUACGAAGCCGUAUGCAAUGCAAAAGCAUCGUACUAGUAUCAAUUGCAUCACAAAUUAGCCCAGCAUUACAAAUUCAAUUUGUAAUGCGGAUUUACCUUGAGAAAGAGAUUUGUAAUGCAUAAAUGCAAUUACUACGAGUGCGAUACUUUUGCACAGGAUAAGCCGAGGAGCUGGUGCCGGCGGAGUACAAGAAGUGCUUCAAGAUGCUCAACAACCAGGGCUGGAAGGCACUCGACAACAAGUGGCCCAACAACGGACAGACCAUUUUGCACUACGCGGCGAAAACGGGGAAGGAAGACCUGUGCCACUUCUUAAUCCUCCACUACGGAGCCGACCCGGAGCAGAAGUGCCACCACGGUCACGACGCCGCCUGGUACGCGAAGUCAAAGAAGCACCGGCUGCUGGCCAAGAAACUCUAUUUCCGCUUUUUGAAGGAGGUCAAGUAA